This is a messenger RNA of Brassica oleracea var. oleracea, 1438 nucleotides long. RefSeq lists its product as uncharacterized. The transcript is spliced from 2 exons. The record is from RefSeq and is a predicted model, not a curated record. The coding region runs from base 43 to 543 and encodes 166 amino acids. Gene Ontology annotation, molecular function: protein binding. Lineage: Eukaryota; Viridiplantae; Streptophyta; Magnoliopsida; Brassicales; Brassicaceae.
AUAUUAGCUUUGGCUUGAACAAAAGCCAUACACAUCAAAGCAAUGGCCACCGUUAAAUUCCUCUGUAGCUACGGCGGGAGAAUCAUCCCUCGUUAUCCCGACAACAAGCUACGUUACCACGGCGGCCACACACGUGUCCUCUCCGUACAACGCUCCAUAUCUUUUGCCGAGUUGGCGGUUAAGCUCGGCGAGGUAUGCGGGAUGAAGGUGAGCAGUCUCCGGUGUCAGUUACCAGCGGAUGAUCUCGACGCGCUUGUCACCGUAUCAUCGGACGAGGAUCUAGCCAACCUCAUGGAGGAAUAUGAUCUCGCUGCGACGGCGCUUAAGAUCCGUGUUUUCCUUUCUCCUCCGCUUUCAACGAUGUCGUCUUCUUCUUCGUCGAACUCAUCAACCUCUCGCUCUUGCUCUCCUUCGUCUCCGUCAACUGUGAGCCCGAAAACAUGUCCGGUCUGUGUAGAGAGAUCGCAUCAUCGCAACACAAACAAGGGAUGCUACGUUCAAAGAAGUCCGAGCCGUGAUCAGUUCUAUCUUGUCCGCAAUUGAAACUCAUCACUUACACUGUGGCAGUGACUAGAAUUCUUGAAUUCUUAGGAGUUUUUUAUCUUAACACCGUGAGGAUCAGUUUCGGAUAAGGCAGAAGUGAACUCGAGAGUUUCUGUUUUAUGUAAUUGUAGGACCGCGAAGAUCAUGAAAAUCAAGAAACAGAAUCGAGAUAAUAUAAGGUUGAAAAACUUUUAAGAAAUGGUUAACUAAGAUGAAUUCAGAGAGAAUAUGGUCUGACCAAUGAUAUGACCAAAGAGGUAUCUCAGCAGUUUCUCUCUGUCACAGUACUCUCUUUAUCAAAGAAAUAUCUCAGCAGUUUCUCUUUGAUAAAGAGAGUACUGUUCUUUCAAUUACCUCCCACUGGGAGAGAUUAUACUUACCUUCCUCCCUUUGGGAGAGAUCACUUUUAUCAUCCUAUCUUUUGGUAGUGAGAAACAUUCCCGCAUCUUCCCUCUCCAUGAGAGGUAAAACGUCUCCGGUGUUCAAGCCGGCAUUGUGCUCUUCCUUGUUGGAGCGAAGCUCAGCCUUUAUGGCACUGGCUCUGGCCUUUCGAGCGUUUACGGACCAUUAAAUGGUCUUUGGGGUUAAAGAAAGCGGUUUUCAAUUCUGCCCUCCUCCAAAUCUCAUCUUAUCCAAGUCUCGAGGACUGGAUUUCAUUAGUUGAAGAUGCGGCGGCUGCUUGUGUUUUGUCUACAGCUUCAGACAUUGGUUUUAGAUCUCAGAACGUGUUCUCAGAUUCUCUCAACUUUGCCUCCCUAAUCAUCUCAAAUGAAUUGGUACACUGCUGUGUAAUUCCUCUGAUUCUAUCAAGUUGUUUUAUCUUCUAUGUAGUAGUGUCAAUGUGAUUGUCUUUUAAUGUUGUCCUGUUCUGAAACAAUUUCUCAUUUAUGGAGUG